AUGCCUCACUCUACAUCACAGUCCCUCAAGCUGAUAAGCAAGAACCUCUCGCAGAUUGCGUCCCAGUCGGGUCGCGCAACUGUGAGAGUGCCNUAUGACCGUUCAUCGGUCAAGGAGGGUGUCGUCCACAUUGGUGUUGGUGGUUUCCACAGAGCUCACUUGGCCGUCUACCUCCACAACCUGAUGGAGAAGCAUGGUGUGCGCGACUACGCCAUUGCUGGUGUUGGUCUUCAGCCUUUCGACGCUUCUAUGCGCGACAUUCUGAAGAAGCAGGACCACCUCUACACCGUCAUUGAGCGUGGUGCUGAUGGAAGCUCUGCCAACGUCAAUGGUGCCAUCACCUCGUUCCUCUUCGCGCCCGACAACCGUGAGGCUGUCAUUGCUAAGAUGGCUCACCCCGACACCAAGAUCGUCUCCAUGACCAUCACUGAAUCCGGCUACUACUACAACGAGAACACUCACGAGCUCCAGGCCGAGCACCCCGACAUCCAGCACGAUCUCAAGAACGAAUCCUCGCCCAAGACCACCUUCGGUUUCCUCUACGCCGGCAUGAAGAGACGUCACCAGCUCGGUCUCAACCCCUUCACUGUCCUCUCCUGCGACAACAUGCAGAAGAACGGUUCCAUCACACGUCACAUGCUCGUCUCGUUCGCCAAACUCGCCAACCCCGAAAUCGCCAACUGGAUCUCUGAGAAGGGUGCCUUCCCCAACUCUAUGGUCGACCGUAUCACUCCCCGCACCGAGAGUACCGACAUCACCGCACUCGCUGAAGACUUUGGUAUUGAGGAUGAAUGGCCAGUUGUUACCGAGCCCUUCAUGCAAUGGGUUGUUGAGGACAAGUUCUGCGAUGGUCGCCCUCCCUUCGAGAAGGUCGGUGUUCAGGUCGUCAAGGAUGUCCACGACGUCGAGCAAUUCGAAAUGCACAAGCUGCGCCUUCUCAACGGUUCCCACUCUGCUCUCGGUUACCCUGGUCAGCUCGCUGGCUUCAAGUACAUCCACGAGGUCAUCAACCACCCUGUCUACCGCAAGUUCGUCGAGCAGAUGAUGCACAAGGAAGUCAAGCCUCUUCUGCCCAACAUCCCCGGCGUCGACAUUGACCAGUACUGCAACACCCUCAUGGAGCGCUUCUCGAACCCCACCAUCAUGGACCAGCUUCCUCGUAUCUGUCUGGGUGCCUCUGGCAAGAUCCCUCAGUUCAUCAUGCCCUCUAUCGCCGAGCAGAUCUGGGGUGAGCACAACUUCCGCCGUCUCUGUUUCGUCGCCGCUGCCUGGUUCCGCUACAUCAACGGUGUCGAUGAUGCCGGCAACAAGUUCGUCGUCGACGACCCGAUGGUCGAGGAGCUCCAGGCCAAGGCCAAGGCUGGUGGCCUCAAGCCCAACGAGCUGCUGAGCAUCAAGUCUCUCUUCGGUGAUGACUUGCGCAACGACGAGAGAUUCAUCAAGGAGGUUACCACCGCCAUGGAGCUCAUUGCCAAGGACGGUGUCAUGGCCACUCUCCCCAAGUACAUUGACUAA
Aureobasidium musti is the source of this 1515-nucleotide messenger RNA. Lineage: Eukaryota; Fungi; Ascomycota; Dothideomycetes; Dothideales; Saccotheciaceae. The record is from the annotation of a GenBank genome assembly.